UUUGCCCUGCGUGUGAAUAUGAAGAACAUAAGGGAAUACGUGGGCUGGUUGUACUAUCAGUACCUGCUCAUGACCGGCAUCUACGUGCUGGAGCCGUGGGAAAAGUCCAUCUUCAACACGGUCCUGUUCACCAUGGUGGCCAUGGUCAUUUACACCUCGUACGUCUUUGUGCCCAUUCACGUGCGUCUGGCGCUGGAGUUCUUCUCGGGACUGAGCCGAGGAGAACGCUGUGAAGCUCAUGAGCUGAAUGUAAGGACAGAUCUGCUGUCAGGCUAGAUCGCUCUUCUGAAAAUGCUUGUUUACUUUUCUACUCAGAAUCAAACCAGUUGACUUAAUAAGACUCAUCGGCUUCUCAAAGUCUUGGAAAGUCAUGGAAACUCCUGUGCAGUUGCGGAUACUGAUGUUUAGCAUUCUGUCAGCGGUCACGUACAGACGAUUGGGCAUCAUCUGCGCAGACCUGUAUGUCGACAACCUGCUGUUUCUCAUUAUCAUCGCUGCUUGACAAAGACAUUUUGAUUACUGAUCUGACCUGACUGUUUAUCCCAAUGCAAAUGAAGAGCUGUCAGAUUUACUUUUCCAUUUAUUAAGAUUUUUGCACAAUGAAUUUAAUAUUUUGUAAUGAUCUAUGCAAUCUUGCAUCUCUAUGUGAACAUAUAAGCAUUUAUUUUAUAAAAAUAAAUCUGCUGCACCUGAUCACACACACACUGUAAAAAAAAAUAUGCAGCAUUAAGUUAAAACAACUAGGCUUUGCAAGUCAAUUCAACCUACUAUUUUAAGUUGACAUAACUUAGAAAAACAAGUGGAAAUUGUUUAACUUAAUUUGUUGAUGCGAACAAAAUGCUGCAUUUUUUUACAGUAUCAUGUUUAGAAAUGUUUGCCACGAUUUGAUUUGAUUGUUUUGGUGGGGCUGUGAUGAUUUUUUUGCAUGCACACACAAUGCUGUAAAAUAAUGGGCUAAACCUGACACAAUGACUCGCUUGUCACAUGUUUGUUUAUGAAAUAUUAAGCUACUAAAUAGUACAUCAAAUACAAUUAACUUCCAGAUACUCUUUCAGUCAAUACCCUUCUUUAUUUAUCAGAUUAUUUCUGAUUUAUUUAUCCAGUGAGUGUACUCAGAUGAUCUUUAGUUAAUUUGAAGUUAUUAAACUGCUGGUCUGACACAUGAUCUCAAACUGAUAUCAUGUCUAGUUUUUAACAGUACUAUAAGUCUCGUGUCUGAUAUUAUGUAUGUAUUUUUCAGAAAUAAACUCAUUUCACUAAAUGU
This is a messenger RNA of Misgurnus anguillicaudatus (oriental weatherfish), 1264 nucleotides long. RefSeq names its product serine palmitoyltransferase, small subunit B (gene sptssb). The record is from RefSeq and is a predicted model, not a curated record. Gene Ontology annotation, molecular function: serine C-palmitoyltransferase activity. NCBI's taxonomy places the organism in Eukaryota, Metazoa, Chordata, Actinopteri, Cypriniformes, Cobitidae. Gene Ontology annotation, cellular component: serine palmitoyltransferase complex. Gene Ontology annotation, biological process: endoplasmic reticulum organization; ceramide biosynthetic process.